AUGGGAAAUUCUUCAUCAGGCUACGUGCAGCAGCAUUUACAGACUGCUGAAAAAACUGGGGCUCUCACCCUCUCUGGCAAGAAGUUUGAAAAGUGGCCUGAGGAGCUUUUUCAACGUAAUAUAACCCUAAGGAGCUUGGACAUCUCAGCCAACAAACUCAAAGACAUUCCACAACAGAUCAAGAAAUUUGGGAACUUGAAACAUGUCAAUCUGAGCAGUAAUCGGAUAACAUCUGGCAUAGAAGUUCUUGGAGAGCUGAAGAAACUCGAGCAGAUCAACCUGUCUGCUAAUUCUCUCAGAGAAAUCCCUAGUACAUUUGCUGGUCUUCGCCAUGGUAAUAACAUCAAGGAAUUUCCUCUUGUCCUCUGUGGACUAACAUCUUUGGACUUCCUUGAUUUAUCAAGUAAUGAAUUGACUCAAAUCCCUGAAGGUGUGUCUGGACUUCAGGUCUCAGAACUUAAUGCCAACCAGAAUCAAAUUUCCAGGCUUUCAGAAGACGUGGCUAGAUGUCCACGGUUGAAGACACUUCGCCUUGAAGAAAACUGUUUGCAGCUGGAGGCCAUUCCAAAAGCCUUACUUGCUAGUUCAAAUGUUUCCCUUUUGGCCGUGGAAGGGAACCUAUUCAGCACGAAGGCCUUAUCAGAAGUUGAAGGCUAUGAAAAUUAUACGGAGAGGUAUACCUCCACAAGACGGAAGAUGCUAUGAGCCUAAGGGAAAGUAUUGAUGCUAGUCAGUUCAUUCAUCUUUGGAAUCUGCCAGAAUGUUUAUCUGCAUCUCAUCCAAGGAUCGUUUCUUCAAUAUAUAUUUCAUUCAUAAUAUAUUUAAUGCCAAUUAUGCCAUGUCUUACGUGUAUUUUGAUCCCUCUGCAUGUACUUUUUAUUGAAUAUGCUCCAAUUUUAUUGCUCU
This is a messenger RNA of Darwinula stevensoni, 906 nucleotides long. The record is from the annotation of a GenBank genome assembly. NCBI's taxonomy places the organism in Eukaryota, Metazoa, Arthropoda, Ostracoda, Podocopida, Darwinulidae.